Messenger RNA from Nothobranchius furzeri (turquoise killifish), 7031 nucleotides. RefSeq names its product sodium channel, voltage-gated, type IV, alpha, a (gene scn4aa). Gene Ontology annotation, molecular function: voltage-gated sodium channel activity; calcium ion binding. Lineage: Eukaryota; Metazoa; Chordata; Actinopteri; Cyprinodontiformes; Nothobranchiidae. The record is from RefSeq and is a predicted model, not a curated record. Gene Ontology annotation, biological process: sodium ion transmembrane transport; membrane depolarization during action potential; neuronal action potential. Gene Ontology annotation, cellular component: voltage-gated sodium channel complex; axon; plasma membrane.
CGCGCACAAGCGACCAGCUGUGUGGGAAAUGUCAAAGGUCCGAUCUGUUCCCACCUGGACCAACCCUUCCUUCACUGUGGAACGAGCUGUGCGUCAAUAACAGCUGUCCUGCAGCCCCCCCACCGGCUGCCACAAGGGGAGAUUUCCGUCCUCGGGGUAGGACUUGAGAGACUUUUAUUUCAGGUUCAAGGAUUUGAGAGAAGUUUUUUUUGUUAUCAUUCACCAUGACUCCUGUGAGAAGUUGCAGGCUGUAGGGCUGCAGAUUGGUCAGUUUCUUUUGCAAAGUUUGGAAUGUUUUCCCAGAAUAUUGUGUUGCUGCAGUGGAUGGUCUCCUUGAAGGCCCAACAGUUGGACUAAUUAAUGCACAUUUCAAGCUGCAAUGGGGACCAUCAGGUAGCUUUUUAAUCUGCUUCUAGGGACUCCCCAGGGUGGUGGUCUCCCUUCGCGAUGCAAAGAUGGCGACCCUGCUCCCUUGCCCUGGCACCGAUGUCUUCCGCCCCUUUACCCGGGAAUCUCUGGUGGAAAUCGAGAGGCUCGCGGAGGAAAGGAGGAACGCAGCACAAGUAGAAAAGGAGGACGGAGAACCAGAGGCUCCACACCGUGAUCUGGAGGCUGGGAAGAAUCUGCCUCUUAUCUAUGGAGACCCUCCUCCAGAGCGGCUCAACACACCUCUAGAGGACCUGGACCCCUUCUACAAAACACACAAAACAUUCAUUGUGAUCACUAAAGGAAACACCAUCUACAGGUUCAACGCUGAGCCGGCUUGUUACAUGCUGAGCCCCUUUAGUUUGAUCAGGAGAGGAGCCAUCAAAAUUCUCAUACAUUCAUUAUUUAGCAUGUUUAUCAUGCUUACAAUUCUCUCCAACUGUGUGUUCAUGACGAUGAGCAACCCACCAGCAUGGAGUAAAACGGUCGAGUAUAUUUUCACUGGUAUUUAUACUUUUGAGGCAACAAUCAAAGUGUUGUCCAGAGGUUUCUGUGCUGGUUCUUUUACAUUCCUUCGAGAUCCCUGGAACUGGCUGGAUUUCAUGGUGAUCAGCAUGGCUUACAUCACUGAGUUUGUUGAUCUUGGCAACGUGUCGGCCCUCAGGACGUUUCGUGUACUUCGAGCCCUAAAAACAAUUACUGUGAUCCCUGGUCUGAAAACAAUCGUGGGCGCGUUGAUCCAGUCGGUGAAGAAAAUGAGUGACGUCAUGGUUCUGACCGUCUUCGCCCUGGCGGUCUUUGCUCUCAUCGGCCUUCAGCUUUUUAUGGGAAACCUGCGUCAGAAAUGCAUUCGCUGGCCCAUUCUGAUGAAUGAAACUGAAUUUUUCAUUACCACCUCUGAUUUUAAUGACACAUUCAACUUCAGCACCAUGAAUGAUACAGUUUAUUCCAACAGCACUUUCAAUUUUACUGAAUAUAUAGAGAACCCAGACAAUCAGUAUUUUCUGGAGGGUAGCAAAGAUGCUCUUCUAUGUGGUAACAGCUCUGAUGCUGGAAAGUGCCCUGAAGGAUACACAUGCAUAAAAGCAGGGAGGAACCCUAACUUUGGGUACACCAGCUAUGACGCUUUUGGCUGGGCCUUUCUGUCCCUCUUCAGACUCAUGACCCAGGACUUCUGGGAGAACCUUUUCCAACUGACGCUACGAGCAGCAGGAAGGACAUACAUGCUGUUCUUCGUGGUGGUCAUUUUUCUGGGCUCCUUCUACCUCAUCAACCUCAUCCUGGCUGUGGUAGCCAUGGCUUAUGAUGAACAGAAUCAAGCAACACAACAGGAAGCCAUUGAAAAAGAGGCAGAAUUCCAACGUCUGCUAGAGCAACUCAAAAAUCAAGAGCAGGCUCAGAUUCAUGGAAGUCGAGCGACUCUGGCCAGUCAAAAGUCCGCGUCUGAAAAAGCAGAUGAUGAAAAGACUUCCUCACAUGGUGAGACUGUAAAGGACUGCAAUGGGAGGAUCAUCCCUCAGUUGCUGAUCAGAGCGCCCACCAUGGAUGAGUCUGCUGUAGAUUAUGAACUCAAGGGCAAGUCAUCGGACUCGCUGCACAGCACGCUUCAUGUGGAUCAGCAAGGCCUGAAACAAAGAUCUGCGAGUGCUACGACUAUGCUUUCAGCCAUUGCUAUUGAAGAGUUGGAGGAAGCUCAGAGGCCGUGUCCACCAUGCUGGUACAAGUUUGCAGACAUUUUCUUGAAGUGGGACUGCUGUGUGCCCUGGGUUGUCUUUAAAAAGUGGGUACACUUUGUGGUCAUGGACCCUUUUGUUGACCUGGCGAUCACCAUCUGCAUUGUGCUCAAUACCCUUUUCAUGGCCAUGGAGCAUUACCCAAUGACCCCAGAGUUUGACUACAUGCUCUCAGUAGGAAAUCUGGUUUUUACUGGGAUUUUCACAGCUGAGAUGGUUUUCAAGCUAAUCGCCAUGGACCCUUACUACUAUUUUCAAGUUGGCUGGAACAUUUUUGACAGCAUCAUUGUCACUCUCAGCCUGGUGGAGUUGGGGUUGGCAAACGUCCAGGGUCUGUCAGUUCUUAGGUCCUUUCGUUUGCUGCGUGUCUUCAAACUGGCAAAAUCCUGGCCCACGCUCAACAUGCUGAUCAAGAUCAUCGGCAACUCUGUUGGAGCUUUGGGAAACCUUACUUUGGUGCUGGCCAUCAUCGUCUUCAUUUUUGCCGUUGUGGGCAUGCAACUUUUUGGAAAGAGCUACAAGGACUGUGUUUGCAAGAUCUCAUCAGACUGUGAGCUGCCACGAUGGCACAUGAAUGACUUCUUCCACUCAUUCCUCAUCGUAUUCCGAAUCCUGUGUGGAGAAUGGAUUGAGACGAUGUGGGACUGCAUGGAGGUGGCCGGACCUGCAAUGUGUUUUAUCGUCUUCAUGAUGGUCAUGGUUAUUGGGAAUCUAGUGGUGUUGAACCUUUUUCUGGCCUUGCUGCUCAACUCGUUCAGUGGAGACAACCUCUCAGGAGUGGACGACGACGGAGAGAUGAACAAUCUCCAAAUUGCCAUCGGCAGGAUCACAUUGGGCAUCAACUGGUUUAAAGCAUUUGUUGUUCAAAAAGUCCAGCAGAUUCUUGGCCGAAAACCCAAGGAGCCCGACGAGGGCCCGGCUGACGGAGCAGACGCUAAAACAGAGGGAAUUGAAAUGAACCACCUGGAGACCUGUCAGGCUUUUAACGUAGCAGAUGGACUAUUAGUUUGCCUGGUUGAAGGCCAGCCAUCUGGAUUUAUUGUGGAUGGAGAUGCCAGCCUGAACGUGCCAAUCGCUGAAGCAGAAUCAGAUUUUGAAAACCUGAGCGAGUAUGACCAGGAUGAUGAUGAUGAUGAACAAGAUGUUGCAGAUAAGGCAGACAACUUUGAGAGGACAAAUGAGAGAGAUAUUCAGCAAACUACGAGAAACUCAGAAGAUGUGAUCAGUAUCUCAGAAAAUAUCAAAUUGAUUGGUUCAGUGAAAGAGGACGACGCUUCAGUGUGCAGCACAGCAGACUAUGAGCCUGAACCAGAACCAGUAGAGGAAGAAGAAAUAAUAGAUCCUGUGGAGCCAGAGGCCUGCUUCACUGACAAGUGUGUGCUGAAAUGGCCAUGUUUAACUGUGGACAUCACUGACGGCAAGGGCAAGAAAUGGUGGAAUCUCCGUAAAACUUGUUUCACCGUCGUGGAACAUGACUGGUUUGAAACCUUCAUUAUUUUUAUGAUCCUCCUCAGCAGUGGAGCUCUGGCCUUUGAAGAUAUCUACAUAGAAAGACGUCAAACCAUCAAGAUCAUUCUGGAGUUUGCAGACAAGAUUUUCACAUACGUCUUUGUGAUAGAGAUGCUUCUUAAAUGGGUUGCGUAUGGCUUCAAGACAUACUUCACCAAUGCUUGGUGUUGGUUAGACUUUUUCAUUGUGGAUAUUUCCCUGAUUAGUUUAAUUGCCAGCUGGAUGGGGUACUCGGACCUCGGACCAGUCAAGUCCCUCAGAACCCUCAGAGCACUGAGGCCUCUCCGAGCUCUGUCGAGAUUUGAAGGCAUGAGGGUUGUGGUGAACGCUCUUGUUGGAGCAAUUCCCUCCAUCUUCAAUGUGCUGCUGGUGUGUCUGAUUUUCUGGCUCAUCUUCAGCAUCAUGGGGGUCAAUCUGUUUGCUGGGAAGUUCUACCGCUGCAUCAACACCACCACAGAGGAGCUUUUCCCCAUAAGUGAGGUCAACAAUCGGAGUGAAUGCUUGGCCCUUAGAGAAGCCACAAAGGAGGCUCGAUGGAUCAACAUCAAAGUCAAUUAUGACAAUGUUGGACAAGGCUACCUGUCUUUGCUUCAAGUGGCAACUUUUAAAGGUUGGAUGGACAUUAUGUAUGCUGCUGUGGACUCAAGAGAGGUUGGGGAGCAACCAUCUUAUGAGAUCAACCUUUACAUGUACUUAUAUUUUGUCAUCUUCAUCAUCUUUGGGGCUUUCUUCACUUUAAACCUCUUCAUCGGUGUUGUUAUUGACAAUUUCAACCAACAAAAGAAAAAGUUUGGAGAUAAAGAUCUUUUUAUGACUGAUGAGCAAAAGAAAUACUAUGAGGCAAUGAAGAAACUUGGUUCCAAAAAGCCACCGAAGCCAAUUCCACGCCCAAAAAACCUGAUCCAGGGCUUGGUGUUUGACUUCAUCAGUCAACAGUUCUUUGAUAUCUUCAUCAUGAUUCUCAUUUGUCUGAAUAUGGUCACCAUGAUGGUGGAAACUGAUGACCAGAGUCCAGAGAAGGAGGAUUUUCUUUUUAAACUAAAUGUGGCGUUCAUCGUUGUCUUCACUGGGGAGUGUGUGUUGAAGCUGUUUGCACUGCGACAAUACUUCUUCACCAAUGGAUGGAACAUUUUUGAUUUCAUUGUGGUAAUCUUGUCUAUAGCUGGUACAAUGCUCUCGGACUUAAUCGAGAAGUACUUUGUUUCCCCGACCCUCUUCAGGGUGAUCAGGCUAGCCAGGAUUGGAAGGAUUCUGCGCGUCAUUAAAGGAGCUAAGGGUAUUCGGACGCUCCUCUUUGCUCUGAUGAUGUCUCUUCCUGCCUUAUUCAACAUUGGUCUCCUGCUCUUCCUCAUCAUGUUCAUCUUCUCUAUAUUUGCCAUGUCAAAUUUUGCCUAUGUAAAAAAGGAGGCUGGGAUUGAUGACAUUUUUAACUUUGAAACAUUUGGUGGAAGCAUUAUUUGCUUGUUUCAGAUCACAACUUCUGCAGGUUGGGAUGGAUUUUUACUUCCAAUGCUGAACAGAGAGCCUCCAGAUUGUGAUCCAACCUUUGAGAACCCAGGAACAGAUGUAAAAGGCAACUGUGGCAGCCCAGUAAUAGGAAUGGUGUUUUUCUGCAGCUAUAUUAUCGUCUCUUUCUUGGUGGUUAUUAACAUGUACAUUGCCAUAAUCUUAGAGAACUUCAAUGUAGCACAGGAGGAGAGCGGCGAUGUUCUCUGUGAGGAAGACUUUGAGAUGUUCAACGAAACGUGGGAGAAGUUUGACCUAAAUGGAACAAUGUUCAUCAAGUUCAGUCAACUUUCGGAGUUUUGUGACACCUUACAGGAACCUCUAAGGGUUCCCAAGCCCAAUCGGUUUCACCUGAUUGAAAUGGAUCUACCUUUAGUUAUCGGGGACAGGAUCCACUACCUGGAUGUUUUGUUGGCUGUUACUCAGAUGGUACUGGGAGACACAGUGGAGAUGGCAGCCAUGCAGAAGAGCAUUGAGAUGAAUUUUACCCUGAGCAACCCAAAAAAUGAUUCCUUUGCACCAGUCAUCACAACAGUACGGCACAAAGAAGAGCUAAUGUCUUCUUUCAUCAUUCAAAGGGCUUAUCGCAGACAUCUCCUGAAGCGUUGCAUACACCAUGCUGCUUUCAUGCACCGCUCAAAGACAAUGGGCAGGAAGGGUGGAGGAGAUGAUUCUCCUGAAAAAGAGGGGUUGCUUGCAAGAAGGAUGGGGGUGCUGUAUGGGAGCAAUACAGACCUUGCUGAGGAAAUGGACCGACUUGAUUUACAAGCUCUAGCAAACCAAGAACAUCUGAACACAGAAGUGAUUUUAUGCUGUGAUGAAGCCAAAUGUCAUCAAGAGCCCUCAGAGCCGCAUAUUGUUGUUCCUGUUGAAUUAACAAACGAGGUAUUAUUAUACUCUGCCCCUGAUCAACACCUCUUAACUUUAUCAAUCCUAAAAGAGUCAUCUGUAUGACAAUGAAAAAACAGUUUUCUUUAUUUCACUUUUUUAUACUAUAUCAACUAACUUUUUAGACCCUGUUAUUGCUCCUAUAGACUUGGGAUGGGCAAUAGAGAAAAAGUACAUCACAAUUUUGUUUUGAUUAUUUAAAUUAUUUUUUAUUAUUUUUGCAAGUUACAGAACAAUGUGUACACACUGCUUCCCUCCUCUAUUUUGCAAAAUUUGUGGCUUUAUUUCUAGUGGCAAGAGUUGUGAAAUGCACAGGCAACAUCAAAAAAUGCCUCAUGCUAACAGGUGCUAGUAAUGCCAACAUAUCACCACAAAUGGUAACUACCAUGACUGCAGUAUGAAUUACCAAUUCACAGUGAAGUUAUGUAAACAGAAAAUCAUCAAGUGAACACAUUUUUAUAGUUGUUCACUUUCAAUUGUCAGCAUUGUAUUGGGCAAAAGGCGAGCAGGCUUGGAGUGUGUCACAUCUAAUACAGACGUUCUGAAAACAGGCCGUAACCAUAUUGGGCUUUUGGAUUUAAAAAUGUUCUUACUGCUUGCAUUUGAGGAAAUGCUGCACUGCAGCUUUAUUUCUUCUCAAUGUAAUAUUGUCAUAUCGCCCACUUUUAUAUAACCCCUAAAAAAAUUUCUAUUUCUGUAGUAAUAGUAUUGAAGAGUUUUUUUAGGGUCAGGGGUGAAAAUGAAAAUCAUACAACUAAAUCAACAUUCUCUUGUGGGUUGCAGGAUGUUAAAGGUGUGGGUGAAAAAAUAAAUUUUUUAGUUAUUAUGUCUGAUUACAUUUGUUCACUUGGGAGUUUUUCCUGAAGGCUGAACAUGAAAAUUGUCUCCUACACCUAUCCCCUGCAUUAGCUUUUGAUAGAAAAUAUAUGGUGAAAUGCAAGGAUUAGAACAGGGAUUCCCAAAGUGUGG